Esox lucius (northern pike) is the source of this 2279-nucleotide messenger RNA. RefSeq names its product proline dehydrogenase 2 (gene prodh2). The record is from RefSeq and is a predicted model, not a curated record. Bases 727 to 2142 code for a protein of 471 amino acids. Gene Ontology annotation, molecular function: proline dehydrogenase activity; FAD binding. Lineage: Eukaryota; Metazoa; Chordata; Actinopteri; Esociformes; Esocidae. The transcript has 11 exons. Gene Ontology annotation, cellular component: mitochondrion.
AUUAUUAUAAAUGUUUUUGUAUGGGUUUCAAGAAAAACACUAAACAGAAUUAUUCUUUGGGGUUACUACUCUGCGUAGAUUAGUCUGAAAUCCCACCUGUUUUCGAUUAAACUACUAUUAUUGGUCAAUAAGGUAUUGCAUAGGAUAUUUUGCUUUUAAUGUGGGCUUUACGCUAUACUACAGUAAUUAAUUUGUACGGUUUUACCAUUGUCUUUGUGAUCCUGAAUGAGCUUCACAUAGAUUUGUAUGAUCUUGCCAAUGAGAUUGUGGAUCAAACAUGAACCUAACAUCAGUUAUUGGUGGGAGGCGGACCUGAUGUUUACUCAGCUUAGAAACUCAAGACACUCAUUAACCAGCUAGUUACCCAAAAGUUGUUUAACAUGUCAAUCGACUGGUGACAGAACAGAUACUCUGGGCAUAUUGUAAGGAUUCCAUUGCUUUUUCUGUCUUUAUUGGUGGGGUCCACUGAAAAGCUCAAUAUCAGGGUUGUUAUUUUCACUGUAUUGUGCAUUUGUUGGUGUCUGUAUAAAACAAAUAGCACAUAACAGUAAGCUGAUCAAGUGGUCAAGGCAAAGUGAGAACACACAAAAACCAAGCGAUACACAUCACUGACCCACAUGUAUUAAAAGGCAUUACACACAGGUACACUCACAAAUUAACAGGCAUAUCACCAACACACACAUUCUUAAAAAGACGUUGGGCAAAUCUACACGCUCUCCAUCACUGAUGAUGACGUCCAGAGUCCUUCGACGGUCACUGCAUCACUUCCUGUCACUGAGGACCCUGGGCACUGCGGCCCCACGGAUGCAGGCAUCGGGGCACCUGGAACGAUCACCGUCGCGAGCGGUCCGGGCUGACUCCCUGCCUGUGAUGUUGACAUUUGAGGACCCCAGCGCCUUUAGGGUUAAGAGCUUCUGGGAGUUGGUACGGGCACUGGGGGUGUUCCGACUCUGCUCUGUCCCAAUCCUAGUGAACAACUGUGGGAAGAUCAUGUCUAUAGCGCAGACUCUGCUGGGGAAAAGGCUUUUUGCCCUGUUUAUGCGGCCCUCUGUGUAUGCUCAGUUUGUGGCUGGGGAGAGUGAAGGUGAAAUUGCCCAGUCCAUGGAGAAGAUGAGCUGCUUGGGACUUCGCCCUAUGCUGGCAGUACCCAUCGAAGAGGACCUGGGAGAGAGCAGUGGAGAGCAUCGAUACGACCAAAACUUGGCAUCCAUGUUGGAAUGCGUGAGCAUGUCCCAUAGCAACACCUGGAGCAAAGAUCCCAUGAUGCAGCUGAAGAUCACUGCCUUGAUUAGUCCAGAGCUUUGUGUGAAACUAACCACCCUUCUCUCAGAACAACAGUAUGACCUAGACCUUCUAGUUAGAGCCAUGGAAGGAGAGUCAAUCAGUUUCCCCGGUUUACAGGAUAGCGAGAAUGAACAUUUUCUUUGCGGCCUCCAGAGGCUCAAUAAAGUAGGAGAGGCCAGUGCAAACAAAGUGCGAGUUCUAGUUGAUGCAGAGUACACAUACAUGAACUCGGCCCUGUCACUUGUCACUACAGCCAUGAUGAAGAAGUUCAACCAAGAUAGUGCCUGGAUCUGGAACACCUACCAAUGCUAUCUUAAGGAAUCGCGGUCCCUUCUGCUCAAAGCUGUCCGUCUUUCCAUCAGUGAGUCUUUCUGUCUAGGUGUUAAGCUUGUGAGAGGGGCAUACAUGGACAAAGAGAGGAACCUGGCCAAAAAGGAGGGGCGUUCAGAACCUGUUCAUGAAUCCUGGGAGCACACCAAUGACAGUUAUAAUGGCUCUUUGGACAUCCUGCUAGAACUCAUCUCCCAGGACCCUCAGCGCUAUCGAGUCAUAGUCGCCACUCACAAUGAGAAGUCUGUCCAGCAUGCCGUUCAACGAAUGGAAGAGCUGGGAAUAGACAAAGAUGGUGGAUCGGUGUGUUUUGGUCAGCUUCUGGGGAUGUGUGACCAUGUGUCUCUUACACUUGCCCAGCAGGGUUACUUGGUGUACAAAUCGGUGCCGUAUGGCUCGGUAGAUGACACCUUGCCCUACCUUGUCCGCCGUGCCCAGGAGAAUCGUACCGUGCUCCAGGGCAUCCGCAAAGAGAGAGAUCUUCUGAGACAGGAGCUGCGCAGAAGGCUCAAGCAGGGUCUCAAAUGACGAGGUUAGGGGUGAGGAGGAGACUAUCUGGAGGACAGGAUCAUUCACAUGAAGCCUGUUGUUUCAGGAAGCAACCUGAAAUUCCUUUUCAAUAAUUGACCAACAUUUGAAUCUAGUGUACUUUAAAUUAUUUCUUA